Molecule: messenger RNA, 756 nt
Organism: Anthonomus grandis grandis
Lineage: Eukaryota; Metazoa; Arthropoda; Insecta; Coleoptera; Curculionidae
Product: heat shock protein 60A-like
Exons: 2
Biological process (GO): mitochondrial unfolded protein response; protein refolding; protein import into mitochondrial intermembrane space
Cellular component (GO): mitochondrial inner membrane; mitochondrial matrix
Molecular function (GO): ATP binding; protein-folding chaperone binding; ATP-dependent protein folding chaperone
Source: RefSeq, a predicted model, not a curated record
UUUUUAGGUAUCGAAAUUGUAAAACGCGCCCUAAAAAUCCCGUGCAUGACUAUUGCAAAGAACGCGGGUGUCGACGGUGCUGCCGUGGUGGCCAAGGUCGAACAACAAAGCGGAGACUACGGUUAUGACGCGUUGAACAACGAGUACGUCAACAUGUUUGAGCGGGGCAUCAUUGACCCAACGAAGGUGGUGAGGACAGCUUUGGUAGAUGCCUCCGGUGUAGCCUCCUUACUGACGACAGCCGAGGCGGUAAUCACGGAAAUUCCAAAAGAAGAACCGGCGAUUCCGACGGGCAUGGGCGGCGGAAUGGGCGGUAUGGGAGGCAUGGGCGGCAUGAUGUAAACCGACUUAAGGCGAUAGAUGCCAACCAAAUUUUGUAGUCUUCUAUAGGGAAGACUAUACCCGUGACUGUGACUCGUAGCUGUGUUGUCAAAAAAAUUGUUUUAAAUCUUUUGGCCGCGGCGAUUAUUAUUAUUAUUAAUAAUAUUAAUUAAUAGUGUUGUGCCUGGAUGUUUUUAUCGUGGCAUCAUCAUCAUCUGUAGAAAGAACCAUGUGAAAUUUCACAGUUGAUAAAAAAAGACUUGCAAGGUUGUUAUUACGUAGGGAGGGAGGGAGUGCGCGCGCAUCUACUUUUCGGAAUAUGAUUCUCGAUCUGAUAUGCAUUUAUUUGUUCCAUGUAAACGUUAGUAAAUGGGGUUUUCAGUUUUUAUAUACGAUGUGCAAAUUGUUAUGAAUAUAUUUGUUAUAAUUUUUUAA